Enterobius vermicularis (human pinworm) is the source of this 317-nucleotide messenger RNA. Lineage: Eukaryota; Metazoa; Nematoda; Chromadorea; Rhabditida; Oxyuridae. The record is from the annotation of a GenBank genome assembly.
AUGGGAGAUAACAGACAGGAUAAUCAGUCGGCCCGAAUGUCUCAACUGCAACAGCAAGUCAAUGAAGUCAAAUCGGUUAUGAGCAGCAAUGUGCAACGUAUUUUAGAGAGGGGCGAUCGAUUGGAAAAUCUUGAGGGACGAACAGAGGCUCUCACGGCAUCUUCGGAAAAUUUCAAAAUAUCUGCUCGACGUGUGCAGCGGCAUAUGUGUAGACGAAACGCCAAAUGGACGAUCAUCAUAAUAGCUGGUACAGUAGUGGUUGUUAUUAUUAUAAUCCUUAUCAUUCUGAACAGUCUUGGUGUUUUUGGGAACUAGUU